UUUGGUUAUGACACAGUUCUGGAUACAUAACCUAGAUUGCCAAAAAUUGGUACUUAGAAUUCCAAAACCAAAUUCUUCACAUAAUCAAAACACAGCAUCACACAGAAUGUCGUCGGGGCGUAAGUGCAAAAACUGCGGAGGCUCGGAUAUCGAAGUAGACCCCGCCAGAGGGGAUGCGGUGUGUACGGCUUGCGGGUCUGUGCUCGAGGACAACAUUAUCGUCGCUGAAGUGCAGUUCGAAGAGGGGGCUCAUGGGUCUUCUAGUGCUAUCGGACAGUUCGUCGCAGCUGACUCAAAGGGAGGCAUAACCAAGUUUGGAGGCCUCCAUAUGAGUGAUAAAGCAGAGUCCAAAGAAAUCACCGUUCGAAAAGCUCGGCAAGGGAUAUCGAGGCUGUGCAGCCAGUUGAUGCUGAGUCAACACUGUAUCGAUACCGCUUGUAGAUUUUUCAAACUCGCCCUCGGGGAGAACCUGACCAGAGGCAGGAGGAACACGCAUGUUCAUGGUGCUUGUGUUUACUUGACUUGCAGGACAGAAGGUACAGCACAUUUAUUGAUAGAUAUUAGCGACGUUCUGCAAAUAUGCUGCUACGAAUUGGGAAGGACAUAUCUCCGAUUGUCGCAGGCGCUGAGUAUCAACAUUCCAUCGGUGGGUAAGUGUUUUUUUAAUUUCUUAUAUCUUCUUCUUCUUUUCGAUUCAGUGGCCUCAGCAACUAAGGCUAUCCGGCCAGUUGGUAACGAACGUUGUUGUUAAGUCCAAAUGUGGCCACACUUAAGUGGACCUGGGGCAGGCCCAUCCACACUUGGGAUGAAAUAAGCGCGUGCAAAGAAUUAUCAUGCUCAGACCUUAGAGAGUGCUUUAUUGAAAGUUGAAAGCCGUGAGAACUCUGCAACUUGAUACAUUUCAAGUUCAUACAUGUUGCGACUGUGUAUACAAGUUCAAUUUGUAGUUUAGAAUCGGUUAAUGCUUUUUGCGUUUGAAAAAUGAUAUAAAAUGACACGCU
Molecule: messenger RNA, 1001 nt
Organism: Leptinotarsa decemlineata (Colorado potato beetle)
Lineage: Eukaryota; Metazoa; Arthropoda; Insecta; Coleoptera; Chrysomelidae
Gene: Brf
Product: Brf RNA polymerase III subunit
Biological process (GO): transcription preinitiation complex assembly; transcription by RNA polymerase III; DNA-templated transcription initiation
Cellular component (GO): transcription factor TFIIIB complex; transcription preinitiation complex; nucleus
Molecular function (GO): RNA polymerase III type 3 promoter sequence-specific DNA binding; TBP-class protein binding; RNA polymerase III general transcription initiation factor activity
Source: RefSeq, a predicted model, not a curated record